AUGCCGUCGCCUGUUCGUGCCAGCACCUCCAUCCGUCGACUUUCGCAGACCGCUCGCCAGCUGUCCAACAGUCUCCACACCAUGGCUUCCGCCCAGGACUACAAGACGCGCGCCGUGGGUUCGCCCAACACGCUCGACUACCGCGUCUUCCUCGAGAACGCCAAGACGGGCCUGCCCGCGUCGCCGUUCCACGAUGUGCCGCUGUUCGCCGACGAGAGCAAGACGGUGCUCAACAUGAUUGUCGAGAUCCCGCGCUGGACCAACGCCAAGGUGGAGAUCAGCAAGGAGGAGAACUUCAACGCCUUCAAGCAGGACACCAAGAAGGGCAAGCUGCGCUUUGUGCGCAACUGCUUCCCGCACAAGGGCUACAUCUGGAACUACGGCGCCUUCCCGCAGACGUGGGAGGACCCGCACCACACGCAUCCGGACACCAAGGCCAAGGGCGACAACGACCCGCUCGACGUGUGCGAGAUCGGCGAGCAGGUGGGCUACACCGGCCAGAUCAAGCAGGUCAAGGUGCUCGGCGUCAUGGCGCUCCUCGACGAGGGCGAGACCGACUGGAAGGUGAUUGUCAUCGACAUCAACGACCCGCUCGCCCCCAAGCUCAACGACAUUGAGGACGUCGAGCGCCACCUGCCCGGCCUCAUCCGCGCCACCAACGAGUGGUUCCGCAUCUACAAGAUCCCCGACGGCAAGCCCGAGAACCAGUUCGCCUUCUCUGGCGAGGCCAAGAACCGCAAGUACGCCACCGAGAUCGUGCACGAGUGCAACGAGGCCUGGAAGCGCCUCAUCUCGGGCCAGGCCGACGCUGGCGACAUCAGCCUCACCAACUCGUCCGUCCAGGGCUCCAAGGGUUUCGUGGGUGCCAACGACGCCGCCGUCACCUCGGUGCCCAAGGCCAACCCGCAGCCGCCCGCGCCCAUCGACGCCAGCAUCGACAAGUGGUUCUUCAUCUCGUCGUCGUCCAACUAG
Molecule: messenger RNA, 972 nt
Organism: Moesziomyces antarcticus
Lineage: Eukaryota; Fungi; Basidiomycota; Ustilaginomycetes; Ustilaginales; Ustilaginaceae
Product: inorganic diphosphatase
Exons: 1
Coding region: 1-972 (323 amino acids)
Biological process (GO): phosphate-containing compound metabolic process
Cellular component (GO): nucleus; cytoplasm
Molecular function (GO): magnesium ion binding; inorganic diphosphate phosphatase activity
Source: RefSeq, a predicted model, not a curated record